This is a messenger RNA of Protobothrops mucrosquamatus (brown spotted pit viper), 4535 nucleotides long. It is a transcript of the gene CLIP1, whose product is annotated as CAP-Gly domain containing linker protein 1. Gene Ontology annotation, cellular component: nucleus; microtubule plus-end; cytoplasm. Gene Ontology annotation, biological process: cytoplasmic microtubule organization; positive regulation of microtubule polymerization. Bases 70 to 4314 code for a protein of 1414 amino acids. The transcript is spliced from 24 exons. The record is from RefSeq and is a predicted model, not a curated record. NCBI's taxonomy places the organism in Eukaryota, Metazoa, Chordata, Lepidosauria, Squamata, Viperidae. Gene Ontology annotation, molecular function: microtubule plus-end binding.
CCCAGAGGCAAGCCAAAGAGAGAUCCAUAUGUUUGGGGAAAGAUAGUGAUUGCUUCAAACUGACCGACCAUGAGUAUGUUGAAACCCAGCGGGCUGAAAGCCCCCAGCAAGAUCAGCAAACCGGGAAGCGUGCUGGCGAAAACAGCUGCACCUGUGGCUGCAGCCUCUCCAGAAAAGACCCCGGCCGCUGAGAAGCCCCCCGCCACAGAAGGUCCGGAUGAGUUUGUGGACGACUUCCGAGUCGGGGAGCGUAUUUGGGUCAAUGGGAAUAAACCCGGCUUCAUCCAGUUCUUGGGAGAGACCCAGUUCGCUCCAGGCCAGUGGGCAGGAAUCGUGCUGGACGAAGCCAUUGGGAAGAACGACGGCUCCGUGGCCGGCGUGAGGUACUUCCAGUGUGAGCCCUUGCGUGGCAUCUUCACGAGACCUUCCAAGCUCGCCCGGAAGGCCAUGCCCGAGGAUGAAGCCAAUGGGACCCAGGCCUCUCGGGCCACCUCGCCCACCUCGGUGGCCAGCCUGGUGUCUUCUCCUUCGGCGGCAGCCCACCUGCCUCCCACCGGCAUCCCUCAGAAGACCCCCGUGUCUCAAGCGAGCAACCUCUCCAAGACCCCCAGCGAGUCCAUUUCGAACCUGUCCGAAGCCGGGUCCUUGAAGAAGGGUGAAAGGGAACUCAAAAUGGGAGACCGAGUGCUGGUGGGGGGAACGAAAGCUGGCGUGGUGCGUUUUUUGGGAGAGACGGAUUUCGCCAAGGGGGAGUGGUGCGGCGUUGAAUUGGACGAACCCCUGGGCAAAAAUGAUGGGGCCGUGGCAGGGACAAGGUAUUUCCAGUGCCAGUCCAAAUACGGCCUCUUUGCUCCAGUGCACAAAGUGACCAAGAUCGGCUUCCCCUCCACCACCCCGGCCAAAGCCAAGCCCGCCGUCCGGAAAGUCCUCCCCACGCCCACCAAUCUGAAGCGCAGCCCCAGCGCCUCGUCCCUCAGUUCUCUCAGCUCGGUGGCCUCUUCCGUAAGCAGCAAGCCGAGCCGCGCAGGACUAUUGACAGAGACGUCCUCUCGGUACGCACGGAAGAUCUCGGGCACCACCGCCCUGCAAGAGGCACUGAAGGAGAAGCAGCAGCACAUUGAACAGCUCCUGGCCGAGCGGGAUUUGGAGAGGGCGGAGUUGGCCAAGGCCACCAGCCACGUUGGGGAGAUAGAGCAGCAGCUUGCCUUGGCACGGGAUGGACAGGAUCAGCGAAUACUGGAAACGGAAGCCAAGAUGGACCAGCUGCGAGCCUUGGUGGAAGCUGCUGAUAGAGAAAAAGUGGAAUUGCUGAACCAGUUGGAGGAGGAGAAGAGGAAGGUUGAGGAUCUGCAGUUCCGCGUAGAGGAAGAAUCUAUUACCAAGGGCGACUUAGAGACGCAGACCAAACUGGAACAUGCCCGCCUUAAGGAGCUUGAGCAGAGUCUUCUCUUUGAAAAGACCAAAGCUGACAAACUCCAGAGGGAGUUAGAAGACACUAGGGUCGCCACUGUGUCUGAAAAGUCUCGUAUCAUGGAACUGGAACGAGACCUCGUAUUGCGGGAGAAGGAAGUCGCUGACCUUCGGUCAAGAUUGGAGUCUAGUAAAGUGACCAGCAAUGUGGACACGUCUCUCUCGCUGCUCCAGGAAAUCAGCGCUCUGCAAGAGAAGAUGGCAUCGAUGAACAAGGGACAUCAGGAGGAGAUGAAGUCAGUGCGGGAAAAACUUGGGGUCAGUGAAGAAUCCUUCCAGAAGGAAAUCAAGGCCUUGUUGUCCUCUAAUGAAAAGAUGGCGAAAGAGAACAAUUCCUUGAAAGCCAAGCUGGACACGGCCCACAAAGAGAAUUUAGAGGUGAUCGAAUUGUGGAAAUCUAAGCUGGAAGCUGUGAUGGCUUCUCAUCAGCAAGCCAUGGAAGAGCUGAAGACCUCUUUCAGCAAAGGAUCUGGGAUCCAGGCAGCGGAGUUUGCAGAGCUCAAGGUGGAGAUUGAGAAGAUGAAAGAGCAACAUCAGAACGAAGCAUCUAACUUGAAGCUGAAGCAAGAAGGCGAGAGGUUGUGUCUCACGAAGGAGAUUGAAGCCCUGAAGACCAAGCUGCUGGAGGUCACGGAGGAGAAGGAGAGAAGUUUAGAAGCGCUGAAGACCCAACUGGAAAGCGCAGAAGAUCAGCACCUGGUGGAAAUGGAGGACACGCUUAACAAGUUGCACGAAUCCGAAAUAAAGGUAAAGGAGUUAGAAGGAAUCCAGGAGAAGUGUGUGGAGCAAACCAAGGCCAUUGAUAGCUUUAAAACAAAGAUCAAAGCUGCUGAAGCAAAGCUCAUGAAACUUGAUGGCCUUCAGGUGGCCCUUUCUGAAGGUAAACUGGAGUUGGAGAAACUCAGUGAGGAACACGAAGCCGCCAAAAGAAAGAUACAGAGUUUAGAGAAUGACAGAAAUAAUGAAAGUAGCCAGGCUGCGAGUCUAGUCAAAGAACUGCAGGCGAGAGAGAAAAAGCUGAUUGAUCUGGAGCAUCACUUAGGCACAGUCAACCAACUUAAAGAUUCUCUGGAGAAGGAGCUGGAGGACUUGAAGGAAAAAUUUACGAAGGGGGCUGAUGAGGCAAAAAGCUUACAAAAAUCUAUGCAAGAAACUCUUGAAAAACUAAACCAAAAAGAGCUGCAGUUUGCAGGGAUGUCAGGCGAACUCGAUCAGCUAAGAUCUCACUUCACGGCCAUGGAGAAGAUGCUGGGAGAAAGAGAACUCAGAGAACGGCAGCUGCUGGAGGCCAAAGCCAAGCUGGAAAACGAGGUGGCCGAAAUCAUGAGGUCUUCGGGCGACAGCUCUUCCCAGCUGACCAAAAUGAACGACGCUCUGCGGCUCAAAGAAAAGCAAGUGGAAGAGCUGCAGGUGCAGCUUAGCAAAGCCAACACAGGCACGGCUCAGCUGCAGGAGGAUUUGGCGCAGGCGGCCCGCCAGGCUGAAAAAAAGCAGGAAGAAAUGUCUGCACGGCAUCAGGAGGAGCAGCAAAAAAUGCAGAGCAAAUUGGGCACCCUGGAGAAGAAAAUAGCAGCUCACCAGGAGCAGCAGAAACACCUGCAAGCCGCCAGUGAGAAAUUGCGAUCGGAAACGGCUGCCCAGCAUGAAGCAGCCCUCAGGGAGGUCCAGCAGGAGCUCCAGAAGAACGAGCAGCUGCUCGCGAAGACCCAGAAGACCAACAGCGAGUUGGAGAAACAGGCCAAGGAACUGAAGAAGGACGCUGAGCAUGCAAAGACUGCAAAAACAGCAGAAGAUGCUUUGCAGAUAGUGGAGCAAGUGACCAAAGAGAAAGACAUCCUUCAUAAAGAGAAGAUGGAAAUAUUGGCCUCCUUCGAAGAUUCCAAGCAGGUCAAUCACAAGUUGAAAAAAGAGUUGGACACUCUUAAAGAAAGCCAGCGAAAGAAUCGAGAGGCGCUGACGAAGUCUCAGGAACGUCUGAACACCGAGAGCCAAAACCUGGAAGAACUUAGAAAAGAACUAGAGGUGCUCAAACUGGCAGAAGAGGAGAAGUCCCACCAGCUUGCCGUCUUCCAGGAAGAGAACCUCAAACUUGCUAAAGAGCUGGGAAAAGGAGACCUCGCCAGUCACCAGAAGCUGGAAGAAGAGAGAUCGGUCCUCAAUAACCAGCUCUUGGAGAUGAAAAAGAGAGAAGCCAAGUUAAUAAAAGAGAAUGAUGAAGAGAGAGCUUCAUUGCAGAAAUCCAUCAGUGUUACUAGUGCCUUGAUUACAGAGAGAGACGAAGAGCUGGAGAAACUCAGAAACGAGGUCUCGGUGCUCCGUGGAGAGAACGCCACGGCAAGGAAUUUGCACUUGGUCGUUCAGUCCCUGGAGUCCGAUAAGGUUAAACUUGAGAUCAAAGUGAAGAAUCUGGAGCAGAAGCUCAAAGAGAGCCAAAAAAUCUCUUCAGAUGUUUCAUCUGGGGGUGACCUCCAAAAGGAAGACGCCCUCGAGAGCCAGAUUGAUUUCCUAAAUUCGGUCAUUGUGGAUCUUCAAGUUAAAAAUGCCGAACUGAUAUCAAAAUUGAACAAGAUGUCCGAGGCAGCUCUCAACGGUGAUGAGGAAGAAGUUAUAAACUAUGACAGCGAGGAAGACAACCAAGUCAAGAGGAAACCUCGCCUCUUCUGCGAUAUUUGCGAUUGUUUCGACCUCCACGAGACCGAAGAUUGUCCUACGCAGGCCCAGGCGCCCGAGGAACCCCUCCACUCCACGUACCACGGCAGUCGGAAAGAGGAACGUCCGUACUGCGACAUUUGUGAAAUGUUUGGUCACUGGACCGCCACCUGCAACGACGACGAGACCUUCUGACGCAGGACAGGGGUGGAGAAGAUGAACGUUGCUUCGGGCGCUAGUUGGACCUUGUCCUCCCCCCACCAACCUUCAAGGGUGGGGUCCGCAGGAGAGAAGAGAGAGGGGACCGGCACUUUUUCCUCCCAGAAUUCCUUGCAGCAGCCACCCAGCUUAGAAAGAUGUAGUGUGUCUCGUCUUCCACAAGAAAGAUAGUUUAUUCUGCCCUUCUUUAGAUGAAA